UAUCAGCAGGCAUAUUCAGGACCAUCAGUCGGUGGUUAUAUCACCUCACAGACGAUUCCUCGUCUUGACCAAGGUACUGGUUCAGGUUCAUCUAUUGCAUAUGUUGCUCCUCUAAGACAAGACCUGACAUCCAAUGAUGGAUAUACCACACCAAAGAGUUCACGAUCUAGAACACCAUCAAGUACAACCAGUACUGAUGAUGCUGAUAAAUGGGAUUCYUUGUUGAAAGCAAAGGAUGACUUGAUUACACAAAAAGAUCAGAUCAUUGACAGACAAAAGAAAACUAUUGCUCAACUACAGCACCAACAUCUAAACAUGGAUGCUAAACUACAACAUGCCUUACUCAUUAAGUCAUGUGACCAGGAUAGUGUAGUGACACUUAAGCUACARGAAUAUCAGUUUGAGACUGCACAGUUGAGAGCUCAGUUAUCACAAGUCACCAAUGAAAAGAAUACAGAGAUUGAAAGAUUGCAAAGAAAGCUGGGACAAAAGAAAACUAUUGCUCAACUACAGCACCAACAUCUAAACAUGGAUGCUAAACUACAACAUGCCUUACUCAUUAAGUCAUGUGACCAGGAUAGUGUAGUGACACUUAAGCUACAAGAAUAUCAGUUUGAGACUGCACAGUUGAGAGCUCAGUUAUCACAAGUCACCAAUGAAAAGAAUACAGAGAUUGAAAGAUUGCAAAGAAAGCUGGGGGAGACUGAGUACCUGCUUGAUCAAAUGGAUGCUUGUGUUAAAGACACAGCAGCUUCUAAAGAUAAAGAUGUAGAUUCACUUCACAGUCAGGUCAGCAAAUGCUGUGUUUACACCUUAUUACUAUUGGGUUUUGUAACAAGAGGUACCUGA
Exaiptasia diaphana is the source of this 849-nucleotide messenger RNA. Its product is annotated as centrosomal protein of 85 kDa-like. Gene Ontology annotation, cellular component: centrosome. The record is from RefSeq and is a predicted model, not a curated record. The annotation marks the transcript as partial. The transcript is spliced from 5 exons. Lineage: Eukaryota; Metazoa; Cnidaria; Anthozoa; Actiniaria; Aiptasiidae.